CUUUUGUUUUUUUUCUCUGAUCAAUUUUCAAUCCAAACGGACUCGAUUUUUUUAAUAAUAAUAAUCUAUUUUUCAUGAUAUAUUUGCAUGAAAUAUUACAAUAAUGUUUUUCUGUUACAGGCACUGCGCAACUAAUAAGCAUUUGCGACGAUGGAUUCACAUGUGGAACGGAUGUUCUUAAAAUUGACAAAGCAACCGGUAACAUUUCAAAACUCAUGGAAGAUCGGAGAUAGAGGAUGGGAGAUUCAUCACGUUACGGUGACCAGAGUUCCUGGUUAUGGCUUUGGAAUAGCUGUGUCAGGAGGUCGCGAUAAUCCUCAUUUCACUAAUGGCGAUCCAGCAAUCGCGAUCUCUGACGUACUCAAAGCCGGUCCGGCUGAAGGAAAAUUACAAGUGAACGACCGUAUCAUCUCUGCCAAUGGAAUAUCGUUGGAAGGCGCCGAUUACGGGGCUGCCGUGCGAGUCCUACGGGAUUCCGGUUCUACCGUUUUAUUAGUUGUUAAACGAAGAGCUUCCUCGAAUUCACCUGGUUGUUUAGGCAGUGCGGCACCCCAAAGUCACCGGCUUACACUUACGCGAAACAAUAAAAAAGAUGACUUCGGCAUAGUGCUGGGAUGUCGAUUAUACGUAAAGGAGGUUACGCGAGAGAAUGUCGGAGUGAAAACCGGGGACGUGUUAACCCGAAUAGGCAGCGUCGCCGCCGACAAUAUGAGUUUGAAGGAAGCUAGAAAGCUGAUGGACCAGUGCAAAGACAGACUCUCGAUCGUAAUUACGCGAGAUAGUUCGUGCUGCCACGUGCAGCAGCAAGGUAAAGGGGAUAACGGUGAAUACCUGUCGGGUACAGCGAGUUACAGUAGUCAGAAUUUAUACGUUCCACCACCUACGAGGCAGCCCUUGGAAGACAAGAGUAAUCUCGUGCCGAGGGGUCGCUCGCGGGGUCCGCUAAUGGAUGUGUCUUUGAGUCAGCUAGAUCUACCAGCUACGCCUACUGUUGAUCCACCCAGACCACCUCCACCAAGACCGGAAGAUUAUUAUAGUACACGCAGACAAUUAUACGACGAAGAUUCAGUUUCACCGCGAACGAAGCAGCCUAUGCCAGAUCCUCGAUUUAUUACUUUUCAAAAGGAAGGAUCUGUAGGUGUGCGAUUAAGCGGCGGUAAUGAAACCGGAGUCUUUGUAACUGCAGUUCAAGCGGGAAGUCCUGCGUCGCUACAGGGUCUUCAACCGGGGGAUAAAAUUCUAAAGAUAAAUGAUAUGGAUAUGAAAGAAGUCACGAGAGAAGAAGCUGUACUAUUUCUUCUUAGUUUGCAAGAACAAAUUGAUCUUAUCGUGCAACAUCGACGUCAGGAAUACGACCAAAUUAUUGCUUCUGGCCGAGGCGAUUCUUUCUACAUAAAAACUCAUUUUCACUAUGAGCAACUGCAGAAGGGCGAGAUGAGUUUUCGCAGCGGUGAUGUCUUUCACGUAGUAGAUACUCUUCACAACGGCGUUGUAGGAUCUUGGCAAGUUUUUCGAAUUGGACGAAAUAAUCAGGAGGUACAGAAAGGCAUUAUACCCAAUAAGGCUCGGGCCGAAGAACUUGCAACCGCGCAAUUCAACGCGACGAAGAAAGAAAUGAGUGCCAGCGAAAGCAGAGGCAGUUUCUUCAGGAGAAGAAGAAACAGUCAUAGACGUUCAAAGUCUUUAGGAAGGGAUCAUUGGGAUGAUGUCGUGUUCUCCGAUAGCGUUAGCAAAUUUCCGGCUUAUGAACGUGUUAUUUUAAGACAUCCUGGAUUUGUCAGGCCUGUUGUUCUCUUUGGACCGGUGGCCGAUCUUGCUAGAGAAAAGCUUCUUAAGGACUUCCCUGACAAAUUCACUUCACCACAAAUGGAAAGUCAAAUGGAGGAUAGUACGGGAAAAAAUACUAAAACGUCCGGUAUUAUUCGCCUAAGUGCCAUCAGAGAAGUGAUGGAUAGGGGCAAGCACGCGUUGCUUGACAUUACUCCAAAUGCUGUAGAUCGCUUAAAUUAUGCCCAAUUUUAUCCGAUUGUCAUUUUUCUAAAGGCUGAGACGAAGCAAGUCAUCAAAGAAAUGAGAGCCGGUAUACCAAAAUCAGCGCAUAAAAGUAGUAAAAAGCUCCUGGAGCAAUGUCAGAAGCUUGAUAAAAUCUGGGGGCAUGUAUUCACUGCAGUAAUCACUUUAAACGCACCGGAAGCUUGGUACCGGAAGUUGAGAGAACUCAUCGAUCGCCAACAGCAAGGUUCGCUGUGGAUGAGUCAAACUAAGCCGGAAGAAGCUCUCUCGGAUGACUUCCUAUUCCCGAUGACUUCUCGCCUCUCCUACGCUUCCUCCCCGGAGAGCGAUUUGGAGUUGAGUCCGGCGCCCGUUAUUCCUGGCAUUUUGGGCCAAUCGUCGCGACUAAAGAGCAGUUCUGAUCCGAGCAUUGCCACUCAAGACGAUACUACUGCGCCACCACCGUAUUCGACGAAUUAUCAGCAAUCGUUCGAGCAGCAGAAGAGAAGGUCCCAAGGUGGAAUGGGAGACAGCAAGUAUGGCUUCUCUUUGUCCGGUCAAAGGAGCAAUCAAUCCGGCUCGCCGGAAUAUUUGGGCAGCUCCUUUGAGCCGAGAUCUCCUCAUCAUAGUCCACCGGAUCUUCCGCCUCGGGUCGAUCGAAAUGCGAAACCGAUUAAUCAAACGCCGCGAGGAACGAUAGGGCGAUCCGCUCAGGAACGUCUAGGAGUGAAUAAAACUGACUCGGUUUUAGAUAUGGGAAAUUACAUCAAUGCAACUCCUCACAAAGCAAAUGCCACAUCGUCUCUCGAACGGGCGCAGCCGAAGGCGGGAAGUUACGAUAGCAUGUCUUCAUACGAUUCGUACAACAAUACUAAUGGAAACGCGAAUUAUGGGGCGGCGAAUUUGAGUACAUCGACAGGUCGUUUGGGACCGAAUGUACCUGAUGAUCUCAAAAGUAGCAAUAUACCAGCAAGAGCGCACGAUCCAUAUAGAUUCACUAGAUCUACAGCACAACCCAUUUCUACGCACGAUGCUCAAACGCGAACUGACUAUGCCAAAUACAGUCGAUCUACCGACUACAAAUCGAUACCAAUUUCACAAAAUAAACCGGGAGGUACCUACAAACCAAUUCCGCCUCCAAAACCGAAGAAUUACAGACCACCACAAACAUCGCUUGGACAAACAGAAAAUAACGGGAAUGAGGGUAGUAAUUCGUAUCAACAUUCGAAGAGUUAUUCCAUUGCCACGUCGCAUGUGCAUAAUGGGGUAGAAAGCAACAGCAACGUGCAGCGCAACAGCGGUCAGUAUUACUACAACAUUCCGCCACCCGGCCGUCACAAUGAGAGCAACCUCGUGAAUUCGCAUCACAAUCUAAGUCAUCUCACAUCGCCGACGCACAGUCACAGCCUCAGCCACACGCAUUCGCACUCUAGCCCACCGGUGACUACCACGCAUUCCCAUAGCAACAGUACCGGUCAAAUCAGUCUCGGUCUGACGCAUAACCGGAACAAUACGAAUCACAAUGGCUAUAUGCACGGUAAUAGCCACGCUUCCACAGGUCCACUUUAUCCGUCCGCUAAUCCUGGUCAUAACAGGGAACCCAGCGGUUUGGACCUGGCUGGUAGUCGAGAGCAAAGAGGAAGCGCUUUCGAACUCUACCGAAAGCCGGUUCAUCAUUAUAAUAUGAGUUAACAUGUAUCCCGAUGCAAGACUUAUUAUAUUAGGAUGAAUUAACAAAUCGGAGUGUGCAGAGGAAUGAAAUGUGCAAUGUCAUAAACGUAGAUAAAAGGAAACACGAAGCGUUAGCUAGGAUCGUAAUAAAUACUAUGCCUUCCGAAAUGACAAAGAAUUUAACGUUUGAGUUAUAAAUAUCUAUAGAUAAAACGUCUUUUAAUUUUAGAAAUACUUAGACAUUUAUACGCGGGGAAUGUAUUUUCUAUUAUGAAAACUAUUAGAGAAUUUUUUUCUAUUUUUUAUGACAGAAAAGAUAACAUUAGUGAUUAUCUUUGUCGAUAUGUACGUAAAUAAAAUCUUUACUACAUGUACCAUGUCUGAUGAUACGUAAAUUGCGUAUAUAUUUGAUAAAUAUAAUAUAGAACGCUUUUUAAAGAAACAGAUAAGUUGUAAGUGCAAUGUAACGUAAUAAUACUCAAGUCGAUUUUAUAUCAGUUAAAAUGUGUACAGUUUUAGUUAUAUUUUAGCACUUUUAUUAGGAAUAUGAAUAACGUCAGAGAUGAGAAAGAGAAAAAGCGAUUUGAUAAACUCAUUGCGAAAAA
Pogonomyrmex barbatus (red harvester ant) is the source of this 4268-nucleotide messenger RNA. RefSeq names its product zonula occludens-like protein polychaetoid (gene pyd). Gene Ontology annotation, biological process: protein localization to cell-cell junction; cell-cell adhesion; cell-cell junction organization. Gene Ontology annotation, molecular function: cell adhesion molecule binding. The record is from RefSeq and is a predicted model, not a curated record. Lineage: Eukaryota; Metazoa; Arthropoda; Insecta; Hymenoptera; Formicidae. Gene Ontology annotation, cellular component: plasma membrane; bicellular tight junction.